Bipolaris victoriae FI3 is the source of this 390-nucleotide messenger RNA. RefSeq lists its product as hypothetical. The transcript is spliced from 3 exons. NCBI's taxonomy places the organism in Eukaryota, Fungi, Ascomycota, Dothideomycetes, Pleosporales, Pleosporaceae. Bases 1 to 390 code for a protein of 129 amino acids. The record is from RefSeq and is a predicted model, not a curated record.
AUGACAAGCAAACUGAGCCUAUCAGUACAUGGCAGGCUAACCUCUACAUCUACACCCAUCAUCCAGGUUAAGAAGGUCGUUAGAUACGUAGGCUUGGGUUCCAAGAAAGCCCAAGUGACGGGGGUGUUCACUGGUCCUCGACUACUCGAGCUUCGUCCAAGGAUAGUCGUGGUCAUUGGAUGCUCGGCUAUUCGCUCGGCAAACUGCAGAGCAAAUGCGCAAUACGCUGGUUAUCAUCUUACGAGACGAAUUGAGGCAAUGUGCCUCUUCAACUUCUACCCCCUCUCCCCGAAUACCCUUGCGAAAAAAAGAAACUCUCUGUUGAAGGGACUAGCAACCGCGAGUCCGUAUAUUCAUCCUUCUACUCUGUUUAGUCAAACGCCGCCCUAG